AUGGAGGAACUUUUAGAAAAGGAAAGAAAGGCCAGGGUAAAAAAUGACUACGAGACACUUUUAAAGACAUUUGAAGACCUGAUGAAUCUUUGUAAGUCUGACGAGGAACUUGUUGGGCUCGCCCGGGUCCUUACAAUAAAGAGAGGCCAGAACCGAAUGGCAAUCAAAUGGAUGAUUGGGCAGCUAUUUGAAAGGAAGAAGCAAGAGAAAGGGUUUGUUGUGUUUUUCAGCUCUAUCUUGAGAGAAGUGAUUGAAGGGAGGAUUUUUCUUGAAGAGGAAAGGAUAUACAUCACAGAAGAGCUUAAGAAAAGAUACGAGUUGUCUGGAGACAUCAAGAGUGCACUGGAUGUGGUUAUAAAUGUUCCGGUGGAAACAUUUACAAUGGUUAAGGAAAGUGUUGUGGUCAACUACCAGCUUGAGCAACUAAGGCUGUGUGUGCAGAACCAAGAUUGGAUAAGGGCAGACAUAAGCAUGAAGAAGAUCAGGAGAAAGUACUUUGAAGAGAACGAUACUGUUGCUGAGAAGAUCAAGUUCUAUGAGCUUAUCGUAUUGCUCCAUCUUGGGCAGAGGAGAUAUUUCAAUGCAUCCGACGUUUACUACUCCCUCAGUAAGCUUGGAGAAAACUCUACCUGCUAUGUUGUACUGAGCUCGUUCUUUUGUAUCCUAACAACAUGCGAAACAGAAAUGGAAGAUGUGGUUGACAGAAGGAUAGAAAUGUUGAGAAAGCUCAGCCUGGACAAAAACAACGAUGAGGUUUCCAGAUCCAUUGUAAAUAGGUUCUUGUCACGUAUCAUUAUAGACAGGUCAAUGAUCAAUGAGAUACAACAGGCCUUUUCCUCUGUCCUAGAUGUCUCAAUCUACUUGAAUGAUCUUGGCUCUGUAAUCGAUGAGCACAACUUCAGAAUUGUUGAAAGGUUUUACUCGUCUAUCAGCAUCCAAGAGAUCUCAAUGGUGAUGCAAAGCUCCUCAGAAAACGUCAUCCGAAAGAUAUCCUUCAUGGUCAACAACAAGUUUACAAAAUGUAAGAUCAAUCAAAAGACAGGGAUUAUCGAAUUUAGGAAGAGAAAGUGGAAUGACAGCGUUGAUGAUGUGAUGAACAAGCUAAUCAAGUGUAAUCACCUUAUACAUAAGGAGCGGCUUAAGCUCUCUAUUAAAAGAAGUUAA
Molecule: messenger RNA, 1164 nt
Organism: Encephalitozoon intestinalis ATCC 50506
Lineage: Eukaryota; Fungi; Microsporidia; Unikaryonidae
Product: 26S proteasome regulatory complex component
Exons: 1
Coding region: 1-1164 (387 amino acids)
Cellular component (GO): proteasome regulatory particle, lid subcomplex; cytoplasm; nuclear proteasome complex
Source: RefSeq, a predicted model, not a curated record